Haliotis rufescens (red abalone) is the source of this 2308-nucleotide messenger RNA. RefSeq names its product major facilitator superfamily domain-containing protein 4A-like. The record is from RefSeq and is a predicted model, not a curated record. The coding region runs from base 66 to 1784 and encodes 572 amino acids. The transcript is spliced from 3 exons. Lineage: Eukaryota; Metazoa; Mollusca; Gastropoda; Lepetellida; Haliotidae.
CCAGAUGCUAGGGCUUCGAAAUGUGUCUCGCAGUUCACAGAUUAUGCAGUGGCACGUAGGUUUGGAUGCCUGAGCAUCGUACCAUAAUCAUGUGGCAAAAACUUACAGACCUCUGGCAGAAGAUGUCUGUCACCGUCUUUUCGAAGAUUUGUGAAACCGUUUGGAUGGCUUGGGCCUUUUUCGUUGUCGGCAUCAAUUAUGCCAUCCUGGGCCCCACCCUGCUGGAUCUGCAGCUGAUCCUGAAGCAGGACCUGGCAAGUCUCUCCACCAUACCCCUGAGCAGCGGCAUUGGGGAGACAUUGGGGAUGUUCCUGGCGAUGGCACUCUCUAAAUACGGACAGAAACGUCUUCAGCUGGGCAUUUCCCUACUGCUGGCGUCAGUUGUGAUUACUUGUAUUCCUCUCGCACCAAGUUACAUCUACGUAGAUGUCAUGUUCGCCUUGGUGGGAUUCAUUUCAGCAAUACCUUCGUGUUUUCUGAUGGAUGUGUGCAGUGAGCUGUGGAAGGACAGGGGUACAGCGUUUCAGUUCAUCCUAGUCGGCAGUUCCCUGGGCGCCAUUCUCACUCCUCUGAUAGUGGAACCGUUCUUAUGUCAGGAUGAUGUGUCAAAAGUUACAAACUUUACCAGAUUUCUACCCACGGGAGUAGCUUCUGUAAACGGUUCAUGUUCAAUGGAUGAUCUGGCUCUGGUUGAGAACAUGUGUGUGAAUGUCACUCGACAUUUUGAAGCCAAUGAUUCUAAACAAACACAAGGACAUUUUCUUGUUGACCAUGUGAGUGUAGAUCACUCCUGUCCGUGUACCGCCCUGCUGUCUCUGUCGUAUAGAUCCACUGACAGCUGCAAAUCGAACUUGACAAGGGAGGUUGAUGAGGGAGGAGAUUAUUGCAAUUGGCAAACGGCUUGCAGCAACCUACAGCAUAAAGACUAUAACACAACGGAGGAAGAUGUACAGUAUCUUAUUUUUGUGUGUUGCCCGUUACUAAGUGCGUUAGGUGAAUGCCGUACUAAUUACGGAGCUGCGCACAAUGGAACAGAGUCCUGUACCGAAAGUGACACUAAUGUGCGCAGUGCUUAUGUCGCCAUGGGGUUUGUUUUGUUGCCAAGUUCAUUCGCAUUUUUCUACUUUUGGUGGAAGAGGGACUCAAGCUGGGCCUCUGCGGCGAUAACAGACAGCCCGGGACAGGAUUACAGUCAAUUUGAUGUACCCCCCAUUGGAAAAUUUCAAGCUGUGAUAUUUUACACCUUAUUGUUUUUAUCUUAUCUUCCUCUUACUGCAUUGACAAUAGUAUUUGCUACUUACCUGACAGCUUUUGGUGUUGAUGGACAUUUACAGCUCCCAAAGUCUACAAUGGUGUACAUGACAUCUGUGUUCUGGAUCUCCACUCUGCUGGGUCGAAUCGUCAGCACAGCAUUGACACCACUGUUAGGACAUGCUAAAAUAAUCAUCGGUAAUUUUGUAGGUUUAGUUGUGGCGUCAGUUCUACUCAUAGUCGUGGCGCCGUAUUACGAGUCCAUGUUGUGGUUGAGCACUGUUCUGUUAGGGGUGUUUGCCUGUCCCUAUGAGGGUGCGGGGAUAGCAUGGGCCGCUGACUAUGUCGGAAUGUCUCCACAACUUGUAGCCCUUUCAUGGAUAUCUGCGUCCGCAGGGAACCUAGCCUUUCCGUUUGUAGGAGGAAUAAUGUUUACAGACGUUGGGCCAUCCGCGUUUUUGUAUCUACUCGGUGGUCUAAGUGUUUUCAUGGUUUUAAUGUUCGCUCUUUUAAACGUCCAGGUGCGGUGUUAAGGUUUCAAAAAAUAACUUCCUUCAUAUUUCACCUCAGUUUAUUUGUUUAACGCCACCGAAAUGCCUCAGCAAUGUGACGGCGGCCUAUAAAUAAUCGAAUCUUGACAAGACCAAACCAUUCAACGUCCCAUUAAUGAAAUCGCCUUUUAGACAAGUAUAGGUUUCUGAGGACUUAGUCUAACCCGGAAUUCUACCCAUGCUGGUCGUAAUAGGAUCGGGUGGUCAUGAGUUUGUUGAUUGCCUGUCAUCGUACACCGACUGCGUCGACCCUCACAGACUCACGGAAUCAAUCACUGGAUGUCUAAUCCACACUCAAUUACAUACAAACCUCUGUCAUAUACCUGGAAUAUGGCUGAGUCAGGCGUUUACAGCAACAAAAUUGUUUUAUAGAUUGAAUAUUUUCUUGAUUUGCGUCUGUAUGAACAAUCUUUAUGAAUGAUCUUUAUCAAGCUACUUGCAUAUAUGAUCAUGAAGAGAAUGUUAACGGUGUCUACCCUGAUUUAUCUAUGGGUUUGGCAUAUUUA